Messenger RNA from Salvia splendens (bonfire salvia), 767 nucleotides. RefSeq lists its product as uncharacterized. Gene Ontology annotation, cellular component: cytoplasm; nucleus. NCBI's taxonomy places the organism in Eukaryota, Viridiplantae, Streptophyta, Magnoliopsida, Lamiales, Lamiaceae. The transcript has a single exon. Gene Ontology annotation, biological process: nucleobase-containing compound metabolic process. Gene Ontology annotation, molecular function: 3'-5' exonuclease activity; nucleic acid binding. The coding region runs from base 63 to 644 and encodes 193 amino acids. The record is from RefSeq and is a predicted model, not a curated record.
UGAAUAAAUAGGCGGUUACCGCAGUCAAGAUCAAGAAUCAAGAUCAUAGUAAGAGAGAAAUCAUGACGACGACGAUCUUCCACAUCCCUUGCGACUCCCGCGUGGUCCGCACCACGGUCACCUCCGUGCCGUCCGUGGCACGGGGAUGGGUCCACUGCAUCCACCGCUGCGGCGCAUACCGCCGCGGCCGCCUCGUGGCGGGGCUGGGCGUGCAGUGGGUGUCCGGGCAGGCCGCGACGCUCCAGCUGUGCGUGGGGUCUCGUUGCCUGAUCUUCCAGCUCCACCACGCCGACCACUGCCCCGACGUCCUGCGCGGCUUCCUCCUGGACUCGAACGUCAUCCUCGUCGCGCUGUGGGACCGCGGCGUCGCGGGCAUGCUGAUGAACUCGCCCCACGCUCUCCAGGUGGGCUGGCUCGUGGACGUGCGGAUGGCGGCCCACCAGCUGAGGGGGUGCGACCGGGGAGCCACGAUGGGGCAGCUGGCGGAGGAGAUAUUGGGGAUUCACGGGAUGACCAAAGAUGAGGCGGUGGGAUGCAGCGACUGGGAGGAUGAGGAGCUCACGUGGGAGCAGGUCCAGUAUGCGUGCCAUGAUGUUCUUCUUGCUUACUUGAUGGCCUUGGAGCUUCGCUUUUGGCCGGAAUAGCUACCAACACCAUUAUCAUUCCUUUUGUUUUCUAUGUAUUUCAUGAAAUUAAUUAAUGGUUGUUGAUAUGAUUGUCAAGGAACAAUCUACGAUUUUUCUUGGCUUGCUUUGUUUUUUUUUGGU